This is a messenger RNA of Phoenix dactylifera (date palm), 732 nucleotides long. Lineage: Eukaryota; Viridiplantae; Streptophyta; Magnoliopsida; Arecales; Arecaceae. The record is from RefSeq and is a predicted model, not a curated record.
AUGCUUCCGGCGGACCGGGCCGAGUUCCGGAACAUUCCGUUGGAGGACAUUGUUGACAGUACCUACUGCAACACUGCCCGGCAUGUUCACGAGCUCGACACCCUGGUGUUCAUCGCCCAGGGGUGUCAGGAAGAGACCCGGCGGGUCAGCCGGGAGUUGGAACCGGCCAAGAAGAGAGUCGCCGAGCUGGAGGCGGCGUUGGCCGAGGCCGAGGCUCGGCGAGAGGCCACCGAGGCCGAGCGCCUUGCUAUGGCGGAGGCGCUUGAGGAGGAAAGGGCUGCUCACGCCCUGACCAGGUCGGCCUUGCACGGUUCAGAGGCGCGCUUGGGGGAGGUCCAGUCCGAGGUCGCGGGCCUCAAAUACAAGGACGGGGUUUCUCGCCUCCGAAUCGAGCAGCUUGAGGCCCGAGAGAGGAGGAUGGCCCGGUACUGUCCCCAGUACGACCUUUCGACGGUCCGUCCGAGGAUGAACCUAGGCUACGGGUCCGACACGGAAGACCUUCCUACCAUUUUGACAUCCGAGGCAGGAUUGUACGAACAAGACCCCGCCGAGCCUUCGACGAGGGCGGCCGAGACGGACGGCGUCCCGGAGGCGGCACCGGCGGCUGAGACGGACGACGUCCCGGAGGCGGCACCCGAGGCCCCUGCCCCCGAUCCCGAGCCUGUGCCGGCUGAAGAUCCCGAGGUCAUCACAGUGCCAGACGAUCCCCCGGAUGUAGCUGCCGCCGCUUAA